Messenger RNA from Elaeis guineensis (African oil palm), 1722 nucleotides. NCBI's taxonomy places the organism in Eukaryota, Viridiplantae, Streptophyta, Magnoliopsida, Arecales, Arecaceae. The record is from RefSeq and is a predicted model, not a curated record.
AUACCAUCUCCUCAACGUAGUCAGCCCCAUAUCCAUCCACACACAACCAAGGCACCACCAAUGCUUCUACCCAUGGCUUUUUUCCCUCCAUCCUCUCUCCCUAUCAUCUCCUCCCUCUUCUUCGCAGUUCAAAAAGCACUACCUUCUUCAAAUUAAUUAUUCAUCCAUAAAGAACAUCUAUAACAAUGCAACAACCUUCAAUGAGCUCUGCUCCUCUCCAUUCUCCAAUCCAGCUCGUUCCCUCCACUAAGCCCUUCGAGCUUCCAAUCCACUCCACCAAAUCCUUCCACCACCACCACCCUCCCGUCCGAGCCCAACCCACCUCCAACCAGGUCUCUUCCCCCAUACUCCCCCUCGCUCCCGGUGACGGCACCCCAACUUCAUCCCACGACAUCCACCUCCUCUUUCUCCUCCGCCAGCGGAAGACGGAGGAGGCGUAUCAGGCCUACACCCGGUGCCCUCACCUCCCCAGCUCCACCUGUCUCAGCCGCCUCCUCGCCCAGCUCUCUUACCAGAAUACUCCGGCUGCUUUCGCCCGCGCCCAGGUCCUCGUCCGCCGCCUCCGCGACGAGCGCCAGCUCCACCGCCUCGACGCCAACUCCCUCGGCCUCCUCGCCGUCGCCGCCGCCCGCUCCAGCGCCACCCUCUAUGCUGUCUCCGUUAUCCGCACCAUGCUCCGCUCCGGCUAUCUCCCCCACGUCAAGGCCUGGAGCGCCGUCGUCAGCCGUCUCGCCGCCGCCCCCGACGACGGUCCCGCCGAGGCCCUCCGCCUCUUCGACGCCGUUAUCCGCCGCGUCCGUCGCAUCCCCGGCGAUGCCGCGGCCGACGCCCGACCCGACACCGCCGCCUUCAAUGCAGCCCUAAACGCUGCCGCCAACCUGGGGGACGUCCGGAGGUUCGCCCAGCUGUUCGACGAAAUGCCCGCGUUCGGCGCCAAGCCCGACGUCCUGACAUACAACGUUCUCAUCAAGAUGCUCGCCAGAGCCGAGCGAAAAGACCUGCUGGCAUUCGCUUUGGAGCGCAUGAUCCGAAGAGAACUGGUCCCUUGCAUCACCACCUUACAUUCCCUCGUCGCAGCCUAUGUGGGCUUUGGCGAUCUACAGACUGGUGAGAGGUUGGUGCAGGCAAUGCGGGAAGGCCGGCGGGACCUUUGCUCGAUACUCAGGGAAUCGAAUGAUGAAGAACCAACUGAUAGAAGCGACGAGGAAGCUCAUACUCUUCUUGAAAAGCUCGUUACCGUGAAUGCAAAUUCUGGUGAUGCCAAUGACGAUGAUGAUCCCCCGCCAUUGCUUCCCAAGACGUACACACCCGACUCCAGGAUCUACACUACAUUGAUGAAAGGGUACAUGAAAGAAGGCCGCAUCGACGAUGUUGUCCGCAUGGUCCAGGCAAUGCGGCAGGAGGCAGACCCUUCGAGCCACCCGGACCAUGUCACAUACACCACUGUUAUCUCUGCGCUUGUUAAGGCGGGCGCAAUGGACCGGGCACGCAGUGUGCUCCCUGAGAUGGCCCGUGCCAGGGUGCCUGCCAACCGUGUUACCUACAAUGUUCUCCUCAAGGGCUACUGCCAGCAGCUCCAGCUGGACAAGGCGAAGGAGCUUGCACGAGAGAUGUCUGGGAAGGCAGGCAUCGAGCCUAAUGUUGUCUCUUACAACAUCCUCAUUGAUGGGUGCAUACUGGUGGAUGACAGUGCUGGUGCCCUGGCCUACUUCAAUGAGAUGA